Messenger RNA from Spea bombifrons (plains spadefoot toad), 2153 nucleotides. It is a transcript of the gene TCTN2, whose product is annotated as tectonic family member 2. Bases 52 to 2142 code for a protein of 696 amino acids. The record is from RefSeq and is a predicted model, not a curated record. NCBI's taxonomy places the organism in Eukaryota, Metazoa, Chordata, Amphibia, Anura, Pelobatidae. Gene Ontology annotation, biological process: smoothened signaling pathway; cilium assembly; protein localization to ciliary transition zone. The transcript has 18 exons. Gene Ontology annotation, cellular component: MKS complex.
GUCCUAGCAACGUGAUUGAGCGCAGGUCCGGGCCUGAGAUCGCUGGACACGAUGGGCCUUUCUGGGGUCCGUGGGUUACUCUGGUUUAGCUGCAUCCUUUUAACGACGGCAUCGGUGGCGCAGAACAUAGCGGGAUUCUUUCCUUCUAGAAUUCUUCUCACUGGGCUGCAAGCCACAUCAUUCCUUGUUACAAACUCAUCUUCUGUCAGAUUGUCUCUGUCUCAGAUUACAGAUGCCACAACAGUGCAAACAGCAGGCUGCAGCGGGAGUAGCAACAUCAACGACUGGUUAACAUCUUUGGAACCGCUCUCUAAUCCGAAUGUAUAUAAAGUCACCUUGGCUCUGAAUAAGACGCUGACUCUCUGCACCGUGAAUGAGACUGAUUGCUGCGCUGAGUCCCUGUGCCGAGCGGAGAGCCUUCGGGUUUCUGCGUGUGUGAAUAAUGUGAGUGUUGCAAGUCUGCUCCUACAAGCGGAAAUCUAUGUCAACACCACCUUCUCCGGGAACGUUUCAGACAAUGCUACAGUGAUCCUGAAUCAGGCGUACCAGCCCCUCGGCUCAUGUCCUUGUAAUCUAACAGCUGGAGCCUGUGAUGUUGGCUGCUGCUGUGAUAUGGAAUGUAGUUCAAGCGUGAAAGAACUGUUUAAUGGAUUCUGUUACCCCGGGGUCUUUGGUGGAAAUGUGACCCCAGCUUUUGACCAGCUCUGUAGUGUUCAAGAAAAGAGUCGGGCUCCAGACUGGUAUCCCUUUCUCUGCGUUCAGUCUUCUAUUGACAAUUCACCAUUUCUGGGAUAUUUCUUCCAAGGUUCAGUCGUAUCUGUAGGUCAGCGACCUGCCUUCAGUAUGAACUCUGUGCCCACCGUGCAGGACUCCCCUGGUGGAUAUAGACAGGGGGCUGCCAUAUUAAUAGAUCAGAAUGGCGUCAAUGAAUAUUUCACAAUCCCGCAGCAAUCUACAAAUGGCGCAUGUGAAACGAAUGCCCCCGUGGCGUAUCUGCAGAACUUCGUUGCCACGUGUGUUAGUAACGUGAAUACAUGCGCAGACGUUUUGAUCCCUAAUUUGAAUAUGCCUGUAAGAGAUGGCAAUGGAGGUACAAUUGUUCCCUCAACAGAUGUUCAAAACAUUACUGUGGACAACUACAUUAUAUAUUCAGAUACCAGUUUGUCCCCAGUUGUACAGUGCCGGGAUGUUAUAAUAUCUGCAGACUAUACAUUCAUCUGGGAGGCUCGCACCCUCAGGGCAAUUAAUGUUACCAUUGUCACUGCAGACAUUAAUCUAACUCAUCGGGCACAACUAACCCAGCGUUUCACAGCAACUUUCCUUACCAGCGACCGUGCCGGCGUAAUAAAUGUUCUCUCUGGAAAUCCAGGUUACCAAAUUGGCAAACCCGUGAUAGCAGCCAAUGGGAGCUCGCCUCUUACUAGAACGACCAUCAGUUUAUGGAAACCUGUUGGGGACGGUUCUUGCUCUUCUGCAAAUCAAAGCCCAAUAUUGUAUGGACAAGAUUCCUAUUCUGGGUGUAUUUUGCAGGUGGUAAAUGAAGAUUGCAAUCAGCUAAGGGAGAUUGUCACUACUCUACUCAAGUCCUUAGUCCCAGCUAAUUAUAUAGCGAUGAGAGGCAACUCUAAUGUCAGCGACCUGAGUGAAUGGGUACCCAUUAUCUUUGAAGAUAAUAAUGCCACGUGCUCAGGAGGAGACUGCUUGGUAGAAAAUGUGAUGUGUUCAAAGGUUCCUGUUAACAUGAACAUACAGAUGCUGACGGCAGUGACUGGGGCAGUGGAGGGCAUAGCCCAGGAAGAGAUCCUUGGAGCCAGGAUAAGCUUUUCUACAGUGAAUGUUGAGUGCAGCACUGCCUGCACCCUGUCCCUUCCACUGAGCAGUUCUGUGCAGUUCAUCAAAGUACCGGCACAACCCGCACCGAGGAUUUCAAGUUUUCGGAUGAAUUAUACAGAAUAUGACUGCGAGAAGAAUGAUGUAUGUUGGCAGCAACUUGCAUAUCCACUGACAAAGUACUACACAGGGGAACCGCACCAUUUGACUCUGGCUAAAGGAAUGAUCCUGGUUUUUUUCUUCAUAGUUGCCUCAGUUCUGGGUGGACCGUGGAACAGAAUCCGUAAAGCAUGGAACAGUACAACACUUUGAACCUUUUUGGG